Amblyraja radiata (thorny skate) is the source of this 2634-nucleotide messenger RNA. Its product is annotated as beta-1,3-galactosyltransferase 5-like. Gene Ontology annotation, molecular function: N-acetyl-beta-D-glucosaminide beta-(1,3)-galactosyltransferase activity. Gene Ontology annotation, cellular component: Golgi membrane. NCBI's taxonomy places the organism in Eukaryota, Metazoa, Chordata, Chondrichthyes, Rajiformes, Rajidae. Gene Ontology annotation, biological process: protein O-linked glycosylation. The coding region runs from base 1440 to 2444 and encodes 334 amino acids. The record is from RefSeq and is a predicted model, not a curated record. The transcript is spliced from 2 exons.
AUAGUUUGUGUGAGACAUUUUUUUCUCUGAGUUCUGGGCUUGCCUGAGGGAUCUUAACUGAGUUUGAGUCUGUUUGCAGAGUUUGUCUUGUGGUUUCUUUGUGGAUUUGUGGUGGAAUUUGUCCGUGGGUUGGCGUUGUUAUGUAAAAAAGGUCUCUUUUUAUUAGGCUGGGCGGUGCUGAGAUUAUUUACUAAGUGAACCCAAAUCUAAAAUAUUCAGCCUCUGUAGAGUGAGAUCAGAUUCCAGUUAAAAACAAUUCUAACGCCAUUCUUUCAAAGCAUACAUGCUACAGCAGUAUCAAAGCCCGGCUUUAUGGGGAGCCGGGAACUUGAAAAGAAGUUUUUAAUCCUUGCGUGACUUUCAUUUAAAUGGUUCCUUCUCUGGAUUUUGUCGGCCAUCUUUCUUCAGACGCAGACUCGUUUGGGAUUUCCUGAGGCCACAAGUCGGGUUGGAGACACGGAGCAAAGACUGGGUGGGUGCAGCUACUUCAACUUCCACAACCUCCCUUCCCCCUCAGCCAGCCGGCAUGAAAGUGAACACCAUUUAUAACGCGUGCCUUGGUGAGACGUGGAUGCGGCUGGCAGUGCCGCCAUUGGUUGCCCAUCCAUGUUUGCCCCCACACUGAGGUAGCAACUAUUGGUAAGAACAACAGUUACAUAUUCCUGCUGGGAUUUAGAGAUGAUGCAUUAUUACCAACCUUAACAAAAUUACUCAAAUCAGAACCCCAAGCUUCUAUGGGACUGAAACUUGCACCUCUGGAUUUAAACUCUUCAAGUGAACUCUGAGCCAUGAAAAUAUGACGCAUCUUCUUCCUGGCUGCAUUGGUGGAAUUGAAAUCUUUACCUCUGGAAAUGAACUCUUUGAGUGAAUUAUCAGCCACUAAAAUACAUUCUCCUUGGCUGCAUUGUUCAUAGGUUUAUUGGAGCAGAAUUAGGCCAUUUGGCCCAUCAAGUCUAAUUGGGCAUUCAUUCAUGGCUGAUCUAUCAUUCCCUCUCAACCCCAUUCACCUGCCUUGUCCCCUUAACCCCUGACACCCGUACUAAUCAAGAAUCUGUCAAUGUCUACCUUCAAAAUACCCAAUGACGGCCUCCACAGUCAUCUGUGGCAAUGAAUUCCACAGAUUCACCACCCUCUGACUGAAAAACUAUCCUCAUCUAAACCACUUUCAAAAGGUACAUCCUUUUAUUCUGAGACAAUUGUCUCUGGUCCUAGACUCUCCGACUAGUGGAAACAUCUUCUCGCCAUCCACUCCCAUCAUUGGUGAGAUUGAAACUUGUAUCUCUGGAUAUCAGCUCUCUUCAAAGAACUAAGAGCCGUUGUGAUAUGACUGGCUGCGUUGAUAGGAUUGAACAUUGUGCCUCCAGAUACACCUCUUCAAAUGAGCAACAAGCCACUAUAAUAUCACCAACCAUCCUCUCUCGUUGCAUUUUAUUAGACCGAUGAAGCUAAGAACUUGCUUUAAGGCUUUUGCCCUCACGUUGCUCUCGGCGUCUGCUGCCUUCCUCGUCCUAGUUUUCCGAGAUCCUGGGAAAUUGAGCGGGAGGCCUGGUGGACGGGCGAGGGGCAAGGUCCUGGAGCGGGGUGGGGAGCCGGCGGAGAACGGAGGGGUAGACUUCACGGAGUUGUUCAGCCGGACGGAGGAGGUGCCGCCUUGCCGGCGUGGACAGGACCUGAUGGUGCUGGUGACCUCCGCCCCGUCCAAUGUAGCGCGCCGGGAUGCCAUCCGCAGCACAUGGGCAAGGCGCCGACUGCCCAGCCCCUUCUCCUGGCAGGUGGUCUUCCUAGUUGGACGUCCCCCGGAGAAGGAGGUGGCCGCUUUCCUCCGGGCGGAGCAGGGCGAGUUUGGGGACCUGCUGCUGGGGGGCUACCUGGACACCUACAGGAACCUGACCCUGAAGGUGAUGCAUGGCCUGAAGUGGGCUGCUGGCACUUGCCGCCCCGUCUAUCUGCUCAAGACCGACGACGACUGCUUCGUCAACACCGACCGGCUGCCCGGCUUCCUGGUCCGGGACAACCCAGUCCGGACCGGACUCUACGCCGGGUCCCUCUUCCCGGCCGAGCGGAGGCAGGUCAUCCGCGACCCGUCCAGCAAGUGGUACGUGUCUUGGCGGGACUACGGUCGGGAGGUCUACCCUGCUUACACCAGCGGGGUGGGCUACGUGCUGUCCUUGGACGUGGCGCAAGCCCUGCUGGAGGAGGCGGCCAGAACCCGCCCCAUUCCCGUGGAGGACGCCUACGUGGGGAUCCUGGCGGAGGCGUUGGGCGUUGUCCCGCUGGCCAGCCCCCGCUUCGCCAAGCACAACGUGGGAUGGAGGGUGUGCAACUACAGGUACCUGAUGGUCAUCCACCACCUCAGCUCUACUCAGCAGCAGCUGGCCCAUCAGAGGAUGGUGCUAGCUUGGACCGCGUGCCCGCACAGCGCAGACAUCACCACGUGGCGCUGAGGGUGGAGAUGGAGGCGCGAGGAGCUGCAGGCGCUGGGAUCUCCAGCAAAGCGCAAAGCGCUGGAGGAACUCAGCGGGUCACCCAGCAUCUCUGGAGUUUGGGAAUAGAGUUCAGGAGGAGCCUGGACCAUCAGACUAUUAAACACUACAACCUCUAAAUAGGCUCUGAAUAACAUAGACUUGGGGGCAU